CAUUUUCUUGUCAGUGUAAAUUGAGUGGCUGAUUCAACUAUUUAAUUCGUUGAUCAAUUUUUUUUUUUAUUUGGCUAAAUAUUCGUUGAUCAUGGCUUUGAAUUUGCCCUCCCCAGCUCAAGUGAAACCCUCAUUUUUCUCUGAUAUCAUCAACCCAGUUAUCACCCCCACAAAACUUCCAGGUAGCUUUGCAUUGAAGAGAAAAGAGGGUGACACAAAAGUAGUAAAGAGAAGAGUUUAUUGCUCAGCAGCACACUCACCACAACCAGCUUGGCCUGGAACAGCUAUUCCUGAACCUAGUGAUUUUAAAACAUGGGAUGGACCAAAACCCAUCUCUGUCUUAGGUUCAACUGGUUCAAUUGGAACUCAGACACUGAAUAUAGUGGCAGAGUUUCCAGAAAGAUUUAGAGUUGUGGGGCUUGCAGCUGGUUCAAAUGUUACUCUUCUUGCUGAACAGGUAAGGAUAUUUAAGCCUGAGUUAGUAGCUCUUAGAGAUGAGUCUAAAAUCGAUGAGCUCAAAGAGGCUUUGGCUGGUAUUGAUCACAAACCUGAAAUCAUCCCUGGGGAGCAAGGAGUCAUUGAGGUUGCUCGUCACCCUGAUGCCGCCACAGUAGUUACAGGAAUAGUUGGUUGUGCAGGAUUGAAGCCAACAGUGGCGGCGAUUGAAGCAGGGAAAGACAUAGCAUUAGCUAACAAAGAGACAAUGAUUGCUGGAGGCGCUUUUGUUCUUCCUCUUGCUCACAAGAAUAACAUCAAAAUUCUUCCGGCAGAUUCAGAACAUUCUGCCAUUUUUCAGUGUAUCCAAGGGUUGCCAAAGGGUGCACUUAGGAAAAUCCAAUUAACUGGUUCUGGAGGUGCUUUCAGAGAGUGGCCUGCUGAAAAGAUGAAAGACAUUAAGCUUAAGGAUGCAUUAAAGCAUCCCAUUUGGAGUUUGGGAAGAAAGAUAACAAUUGAUUCUGCUACCCUUUUCAAUAAGGGUUUAGAAGUAAUUGAAGCACAUUACUUGUUUGGAGCAGAAUAUGAUGAUAUUGAGAUUGUUAUUCAUCCACAAUCUAUCAUACAUUCAUUAGUUGAAACACAGGAUUCUUCUGUUAUUGCACAGUUGGGAUUACCUGACAUGCGGUUGCCACUCCUUUAUACUUUGUCAUGGCCAGAAAGAGUCUAUUGUUCUGAAAUUACUUGGCCUCGCCUUGAUCUUACCAAGUAUGGUACUCUAACAUUUCAAGCUCCAGACACUAAGAAGUUUCCAUCAGUGAAUCUUUGCUAUGCUGCCGGACGUGCUGGAGGCACCAUGACCGGAGUUCUUAGUGCUGCAAACGAGAUAGCUGUCGAACUGUUUGUUGCAGAAAAGAUAAGCUAUCUAGAUAUUUUCAAGAUUGCAGAGCUAACAUGUAAUGAACAUCAAAAAGAAUUGGUAACAUCUCCAACACUUGAAGAAAUUCUUCACUAUGAUCAAUGGGCAAGACAAUAUGCUGCUGGUUUGCAAAAAGCUUUAAGUGUUUGAAUCUAAUGUAGCUGUGUGGUCAAUUGUUGGCAACCCACCACUAGCAUAUUUUGUUUAUGUUCAUAAAUUUUGUUUGUAUAAAAUGUAAAGGGUAGCAGUAUAUAUGUGUUAAAAAGGGUUUCAAUAAAAGCUCUUAAGUUAAAGCAUACUAUCAUAUUUUGAGAUGAUAAUGUCAUCCAAUAUGUUGUUCUUCCACUUGAAGAUGUUAUAAAUUUCUCUUGAGAAGAAUUAUAUGAAAUUGUUGACAGAAUGAAUUUGAACAAA
Medicago truncatula (barrel medic) is the source of this 1768-nucleotide messenger RNA. RefSeq names its product 1-deoxy-D-xylulose 5-phosphate reductoisomerase, chloroplastic. Gene Ontology annotation, biological process: isoprenoid biosynthetic process. Gene Ontology annotation, molecular function: manganese ion binding; protein binding; 1-deoxy-D-xylulose-5-phosphate reductoisomerase activity. The transcript has 12 exons. Lineage: Eukaryota; Viridiplantae; Streptophyta; Magnoliopsida; Fabales; Fabaceae. The record is from RefSeq and is a predicted model, not a curated record. Bases 92 to 1504 code for a protein of 470 amino acids.